Molecule: messenger RNA, 1726 nt
Organism: Cuscuta europaea
Lineage: Eukaryota; Viridiplantae; Streptophyta; Magnoliopsida; Solanales; Convolvulaceae
Source: the annotation of a GenBank genome assembly
GCAGAUGACCUGUAACUGGGCGUUUUACAUGCCCUCUUUGACCCUGGCCUAUAAAUACUGAAGUAAGCCCAAACUUUUCUUCAACCCUCACAUUCCCUCCCUCAAAUCAAAUAAUUAAACACGCAAGGAAUUAACCCAAGAGCACAUCAAUGGCGGAAGCUUGUAGUUUCCUUUGCACUUUUCUUUUGAUUCUCUUCACCAUUAAUGUACUGUCCUCUUUAAGUGUACCUGCAAUGGCGGCCGGGCGUGGCAUCCCCAACCAGGCCGACGACAUCAACAGGGCGUCCAAGAAUGUGGACGAGAAACUUCAUCCUGAGUUUCUCCACGGUUACGACGGAACCGUCUUGAUUCCCGGCUUCGGCCGCGUAGUCAUCCCGCCCAAGGGUCAAAUAGUGGACCCAUUCAACUACAACCCCAUCACUGGCAAAAGCGGCGGCGGAACUGGCGCCAUCAACCCCUUCGAUGGCAUUAUAGGCGGCGGCUCCGGCUAUGUUCCCGGCGGAGAUGACACUCUCCUCCCUAACCCCGGUGUGGAGGUACCCAACCCGCCUGUAGCAGCUGGCGGUGGCGGCGAUGAUGCUGGCAGCCUCUCUCCUCCGGCUCGUCACUGAUGAAUGGAUUUGAUAUACGUACGUAGGGAGUGGUGAAUAAGAAGCUGUUGUAGAAGCUUAGCUUGCGUAAUAAUGGCAUGCAGAUUUGAAGGUAUCUUGGCCUGGCUGGUUAUUCAUCGAGUGCUCGUUCAUUUAUCAAGUAUCAGUGGUUUUACGUAGUUAUUUUAGGAAUCAUGCAUCGAUUUCUUGCAACUGUCAUAUUGUGUACUUUAAUUUGGUUGAGGUUACUUAAUUACUUCAUUAAUUCUAUGUUGGAGUUCAAGCUAUGGGUAUUUAGAUUCAUACGCAGCCCGGUCCUGACAUUUUAUGGACCCGGAGUGAUACAUAUAGAGUAGGACUUAACAAUAAUAUCACUUUUUUCACUUUUUAAAAUUUCUUUCAAAAAUAGACUCAUAACAUGUUUCUUUCACAAAUACACCGUCAAUGCAAGAUCCACUCACUGGAGUAUAUAAUUCAAAGAAUCGUGCGUAAGGAUCCAUCUCUACUUCUCCGUGUGCUCUACGCCCCGUCGCCCACUAUUGAUAAACUAAUACGGAGUACUACGAACAAGCUCAAUAUUUAUUCAAUUUAUGUUUUUGAAUAGUACAAAUGUAAAAAUUUGUGAAAAUGCAAAAAUAUUAAAUAAAAAAUAGUAAUAAGAGUAAUAAGAAUAAAUAUAAAAAUUAUAAAAAAGUAUCCAAGUUGAGGAAAAAUAAGAAGGCAUAAUUACAAAUACAAAGUCUAAAACUUCUAAUUGAGUCUAAAUAAUAUAAAAAAUAUUUAAAUUUAAAGAAAUAUAGUCAAAAAAAUGUUAAAUUAAUUAUUGAAAACUUAAAAAUACAGAAAUAAAAAAUAAUAAUGAAACACACUUUAAAGUAGUUUUACAAUUUAAAAAGAGUUCGUAUACCCCAUAUAAACCGAGAUUUUAAUGAAACUACAACAAACAAGGAAAAAUAUAGAAAUAUAAAUAUUACAAUGUAAGAAAUGGAAACAUUUCUCAAAAUUAAAAAAAUGUAAAUUAUUCUUUAGAAAAUUUAAAAGCAAAAAUAUAAAAGUAAAAAAUUAUAAAUUGUAUAUAUACAAUUAAAAAUGAAAACAAAUACUCCGUAUAAUUUAAAGCACAAAACAAAAAAAAG